Triticum turgidum subsp. durum (durum wheat) is the source of this 390-nucleotide messenger RNA. The record is from the annotation of a GenBank genome assembly. NCBI's taxonomy places the organism in Eukaryota, Viridiplantae, Streptophyta, Magnoliopsida, Poales, Poaceae.
AUGGCUGCUUGCAUUAAUCUUGAAGAGGCACUUAAGAGCGGAGAGCACACAGAUAUUGAUGGAGCUGAAUUGUGUUGCGAGCUAAUUUUCGUACAGGAUUCACUUCAAAAAUCUAUGGGCCCUCUUGAUAUUCUGAAUUAUUUGAAGAACCGCUCCUUAAUCUAUCCUAAUGCUGUUAUUGCAUACAUAAUUUUGUUGACCAUUCCUGUGACAGUUGCAUCCGCAGAAAGGAGCUUUCCUAAACUCAAGUUGUUGAAGUCCUACUUGUGUUCUACUAUGACACAAGAAAGACUCACUGGGUUGGCGACAAUAGCACCUGAAAAUGAUGUCCUAGAAAAGAUUAAGUAUGAAGAUAUGAUUGAAGAUUUCAUUUCAAGGAAUACUAGAUGA